Molecule: messenger RNA, 3106 nt
Organism: Armigeres subalbatus
Lineage: Eukaryota; Metazoa; Arthropoda; Insecta; Diptera; Culicidae
Gene: meru
Exons: 7
Coding region: 865-2907 (680 amino acids)
Source: RefSeq, a predicted model, not a curated record
GUUCGUUUGUUGUCAAGGAUACUACACAUCGCGGUUACCGAAGUAACGCAAAAUACAAAACAGUUCUAGUCGGUUCGUCCGCCCGUUCGCAAGGAUCUGCCCGUUCGCUGCUGCCUUGCAGUACCGUGUGCUUGCCGUGUGUCCUUACCUGUGUCUAUAUCGGGUGCCGCUAGCGUGUGGCAAGUGUUUAGAUACCCUGCCUCUCCCUUUCGGUGAGGGCCUGUGUAUCCCAUAGGGCUUGAUCCUUACACCCCCGGGGAGGUGCCAGUUCGGUGGUUAGGGGUGUACCAGCACCCUUCGAACUCGAGACCCCGACCCAAACGCCCCGACAGAAGUGCUGCAGUGAGCGAAUGAACGAGUGAGUGAGUGGGAGACUUUAAACCGAGCUCAUGACCAAUAAUCAUUUGAUUUUGUGAAUUACCAAGAUUUGGUUCGGAUUCCAGCUUUAAAGGAUAACGAGCGCUCAGUGGAGCCACACACGCCGCCAGGACGAACCAGGAUCACUGGUGCGCUUUGGAAGAACCUUCGAAUGACGACCACUUGGCAUUUGUGCGUCUGAUAUGGAGGACCUCGGUGUUCAGUAGAAUAUAAGCUCAACGUUUUUGAGUUCUGUUGUGUUAAGUUUCAGUGCUGUUUUCUCAAAUCCUUUUGAUUUGCGUUGGAAUUUUUGGAAGGAAAGUACAAGUUUAGAAAAACGGAAUGUUCCAAAUAAUGUAUAUGUAACAAAAGCAGAAAAAGUGAUACAAAAAUUCGAAAAGCUCCCGAACCUUGUGAUAAAGUGAAUCAAAGUGCUCUUCAGAACAGAACGAUCGCCAGAAGGAAUAAAUCCUUUGGUCACGGUGCUAUGAAUUUAUCCGCCGUAAAAUGGCGCCACAAAACUCAACGCUAAUUCACGGAAACGCCGAAGCAACCUCAGCCGUCUCCGCCGACGACAUCGAGGAGCUAAGCAGCUACAGCCCAAUCCUACCGAGGGUGGAGGCUUUGGCGGCAGCAAGAGCAAGCCAACGGCGUCAUGACUCACCCGGUUCCAGUUCCGUUGAUGUUGAUGCAGCACCAACGCCACCGCCGCCCCCACCCCCGAACGCCACGAAAUUGAUCGGCUCCUUCGGCCAGUACGGCGGCUUCAGGCCGGAUGCACUGGCCUCCUCAUCCCGGGCAGCGAGCGGAACUCGCCACCGACCCGAAGGCACCGAAAGGGGUGCGGUGAAACGUCGUGACUCGAGCAACCCAAUAACCUACUACCGUGAUUCGGCUAACGAUACCGAUGAGGAAGAUGAGAUGGCUAUGGCAGAACUAGGGAGUGUCAUGGCAGAUGAUUAUGGAGCAUCUCUCGACGAUGAGAUUGAGAUUCCUAUUUGGAUCCGCGGUGAGCCGCGCUUCGUGGCGGGAAUCAACGAUGAUACAACAUGUGACAACAUUAUCCAAGCGCUGAUAGAUGAUGAGCUGCAGAAUGGGAAUUACAACAAAGAUGUCGCAGUGUCACGUGAUGUCAGCGAUUAUGUGAUAACGGAACGAUGGCGUGAGGUAGAACAAGUACUGUCUGGCGACACACGAAUACUCUCGAUCUGGAAAGCAUGGGGCGACGCCAAGAAUGAGGUUCAAUUUCGCCUGAAAAUCAAUAAAGCCAACAUGGAAAGCGCCAAAUCGUGCAAGGAAUCAAAAUCCAAAAAGCAGAAGGAAAAAAUUGGCCUUAUAAAUCGCAUGAUGAGAAAAGUACUUAAGCAGGGCGAAGCAAUCCAGAAUCAUCUUUCGAUGAUGAGUCAAAAGUCAACUGAGAAGCGCAAUCAGGAAAAGUUUCGCAAAUACGUAAAAAAGCACUGCGGCAAAACGGUAAUCAUGGAAAAUUUCCUUGAAGAUGCUACAACUUUGUACGACAUCACCAAUCCCAGUGAUGAAAUCACCGAGCAGUGCAAGUGCAACGAUAAAGCACGUCGCAGCACAUUUCCCAGCAAACUAUUCACCAACAAAAAAUACAAAGAAACUAAGGUGCUUAAACCAAAAUUGUACGAAUCUUCCGAUCAAAUCGAAGCGUUGAAGAACGAAGACGAGCUUCUGUUGGUAAUCGAACACACGUCCGACAGUGACAGCGGUAUAUUCACCAACAAUCAGCUGGGCCGCAAGAACACCCUUCCAAAGAAACCGAACUUCGGUUCCAUGAUCGAGAUCGACAAACUUGCCAAAGAACCGACGUAUGAACCGGCGCCAGCGAACGACACUCCGAAGCGAAAGUACCGCCCCAAACGGCGCUAUGGUUCGCUCCGAAGCAGGGAAGUCAACCGCCGGAAGCUGGACUACGACAGUGACGACGUUACACCACCCAUUGAUGACUUCGAAAACAUAAAUCUCGAGUUGCGCAAAGGAACCUUCAAUCGGACCUCGUUUCGGUUCGAUCUCAUACGCCAGGAAAUAUCAAUCAAAAUGGAGGAAAUGCAGCAGCUGCUCACCCAAGAGGAUGACCUCCUGCGCCGCCUCAAGCUGAAAAGUGCCAAAUUUCAGGCGGAGAAUCAAAUCUAUCGGUCGCACAUUGGGCUCGAUUUCCACGUCGAACGCUUGCAGGAAUCGAUCGACACAUGCGCCAAAGAGAUCAUCGACAUCGAACAGGAGCUGCUGUACACGAAAGCUGAAAUAGAGGAAAAAUCUCCCCUGAUCGAUAAUCUGAAGGCAAUGCUAGAAGCGCAGGAAGCUAAACAGUUUCGCGGAUUCUACUCAUCAUACUCACCAUCGGGUUCCACGGCUGACAGCUUGAAUGAAAGAUCCUCUUCGAACGCCUUAGGGGCGAUGGCAUUGCCCAAAACGGGCAACUCUUCCAAAACGAGCUUAUCUUCCGGAUAUAAUGUUAAUGAGACGGAAUUUGUUGACAAUAUAUACGAGUUUUGUGAUAACAAUAAUCGAAGUUUCGUUGUCUAGGUGGAAGUAUUAGACAGAGCUUAUCAAUGCGAUUUUAGAACGGAAAUAAAAAUAGAUAAGUCAGCCACGUUGAAUACAAAAUGCUCAAAACUGUUUACGUAUAUUUAAAAGCAUAUAUAUUUUAACUGUUGUUCGAUAUAUUUUUUAUGCAUACCCAAUAAAUUGUUUACUUGCAUUGUGCAAAAUCUAUUCUACAGCA